This is a messenger RNA of Hemicordylus capensis (graceful crag lizard), 2799 nucleotides long. RefSeq names its product ubiquitin specific peptidase 21 (gene USP21). Lineage: Eukaryota; Metazoa; Chordata; Lepidosauria; Squamata; Cordylidae. Gene Ontology annotation, biological process: protein deubiquitination. The transcript has 14 exons. The record is from RefSeq and is a predicted model, not a curated record. The coding region runs from base 40 to 2205 and encodes 721 amino acids. Gene Ontology annotation, cellular component: cytoplasm. Gene Ontology annotation, molecular function: cysteine-type deubiquitinase activity.
GUCAGACGCUGUCACCAGCAACCACCGCCACCGAAAAACAUGGGGAGUGCCAUGCUGCGCCUGCGCAAGCAGUAUGUGACCGCCAGCACCGUACGCGGGCUGGGAGGAGGUGCCGGCGCGUGCGCUAUGGGGCCGCGCGAAGCCGGCCUCGGCCGGGCAGCCCGAGCGGGGGAGGAACAAAGAUGGCGGCCGGUGCUGCAGGAGUUGUUGUUGCCAUGGCGUCCUGCAGGAGGGCAGCAGCAAAAGGGAGCCCUCGUGCGGCCAGCCACCUCUGUGAGGUGUGAGCCACAGGCUGGCAGGGGCAAAAGUCUCUUGGCUUGUGAGAGGGCCUUCCUCUCCCUUCUCUCCACGAUGCCCCAAGCCUCUGAGCACCGCAUGAGCCGGGCGAGAGAGCAGGCCGUCAUCACUUCUCAGCCGAAAGCCACCACCAGGCUCCCCAAUGGACACCGGGCCCCAAGCCAAGAGCACCGCAGCACCUCCUCCAGCGGCUCCAACGGGCUCUCCGUGACCCCCAAGCUCCGGCCGCUGCCACCCCGGCCGAGCCCGCUGGAUGACCGGGGCAAGAAGCUGGAGCUGGAACGAGGCAGGGCCUCCAAGCGCAGCGCGGCCUCCCGGCGGGGCCCCGUGAAGGCCGACCAUGCGCUCAAAGUGCCCGGCUGCCCGCGGGACGGCGCCCUCUCCAGCAGCACCUCCUUCACCCUGCCCCCCGGGGCCCUCCUCGGCGGGCCGGACUCCGAGCGCCGCAGGAGCAACCUGGCGCGCUCCAAGUCGAUCAGCGUCAGCGACCUGAGCCAGGCCGGCAGCCGCGGGGAGGAGCAGCUGAGCACCCUCCUGAGCCGCCUGGCCCUCCGGGACCGCAGCCCCUCCUGCAACCACAAGCUGGGCCUGGGGGCCCUGGCCCUGAAGAGGAGCUCUUCCCUCCGCAGAGUCAACGUGGCGGCCGGCCUGGACGGAAGGCUCUCUGCCACGCCGUUGUCUGUCCGCCCGGAGGGCUGCUCCAGGACUCGCCCCAGGGAUCCGCAGGCCACGGACUAUGCCCACUCGCCAGACGCCCUGGUGCCCGCGAGCUCGCCCCCGAGCAAGGCCCCUCCUCCCGGCAGACUGGAAGAGAAGGCAUCCAAUACGCAUCACACACUCCUGCUGGGUUCCGGGCACAUUGGUCUCCGCAACCUCGGCAACACGUGCUUCAUGAAUGCUGUGCUUCAGUGCCUGAGCAGCACCAGGCCCCUGCGAGACUACUGCCUGCGUCGGGAAUUCCGGCAGGAGCAACCGGGCGCCCUCCGGGCCCAGCAGGAGCUGACUGAAGCCUUUGCAGAUGUCAUUGCCGCCUUAUGGCACCCCGAUUCCACAGAGGCCGCCAACCCUGGCCGCUUCAAAGCCGUCUUUCAGAAAUACGUGCCAUCCUUCACGGGAUACAGCCAGCAGGACGCUCAGGAGUUCUUGAAGUUCCUCAUGGAUCGGUUGCAUGUGGAGAUCAACAGGAAGGGACGCAAGACUCCCAGCAUCCUCUCAGACACCAAGCGGCCCCCAGUGCUGGAGGACUCUCACAGUUUGAGUGAUGACGAACAAGCCAACCAGAUGUGGAAGCGCUAUCUGGAAAGAGAAGACAGCAAGAUCGUAGAUCUCUUUGUUGGCCAGUUAAAAAGUUGCCUCAAGUGUCAAGCGUGCGGCUAUCGGUCCACGACCUUUGAAGUUUUCUGCGACCUCUCUCUCCCCAUCCCAAAGAAAGGCUUCGCUGGCGGGAAGGUCUCCUUGCUCGACUGCUUCAGCCUCUUCACCAAGGAGGAGGAGCUAGAUUCCGAGAACGCCCCGGUGUGUGACAAGUGCCGGCAAAGGACCCGAAGCACCAAGAAGCUGACCAUCCAGCGCUUCCCCCGCAUCCUCGUCUUGCACCUCAACCGGUUUUCCACCACCCGCUACUCCAUCAAGAAGUGCUCUGUGUUUGUCGACUUCCCCCUCCAGCAGCUCAACCUGAAGGAGUUUGCCAGCGAAAAGGGCGGCACUCCAGUGUACAACCUCUAUGCCCUCUGCAAUCAUUCUGGCAGUGUGCACUACGGCCACUACACAGCCUUCUGCAAGGACCAGUCCGGUUGGCGGGUUUACAACGAUUCCCGGGUGUCUCCGAUCAGCGAGAACCAAGUCCCGUCAAGCGAGGGUUACGUCCUCUUUUACGAGCUGGACGACGUACACUGGAAGAAACAGUAAUAGUAUUGAACCCAGCACUUUGGCCUGCCGCCGCUCUUACCUCAGAGACUGGUGCUUGGGCCUUUUUAAAAAAAAACACCAAUAAAACAUUAAAAAAAGACAGCCCCCCCCCCCAAAAGCAAAAACGAACGCCGCCGUGUGGGGGGUCUGUUUCUAAGAGCGACCCGGGUCAUCUGCGCCUCCUACUGUGAACACACCCAGGUUUUCUUUGAUUAUGCUUACCUUUUCCUUAAGGCCAGCAGGUCUGAAGGCAGGAGGGGGGAAGAAAUGCUUGCCCUGUGGACGGAUCUGGGUUGCAAGGGAAAGGCCGGCCAGAGCGCGCGUUUGGGGGCCUGUGAGGAGCUGUCCACGGGUGGCCUCUGCAAGGCUGACUUUGUCUGUCCGUCCCUCCGUCCGGUUCCUACCGCCAUCCCUUGGGGAGGUCCUGCCCGCUUCACGCCUCAGGCUGACGGUGGGAGCCACUACUGAUUUUUAGCGACCACGUGUGACUUUUGUACAUAAUGAUGGGUUUGUACAUAGACGCCGAGAGGAAAAUGAAGAGCUUGAAACUUCUUUUUGUGAAUAAAUUUACUAUUAAAAAACCAAAACACCUUA